Symbiodinium pilosum is the source of this 476-nucleotide messenger RNA. Lineage: Eukaryota; Dinophyceae; Suessiales; Symbiodiniaceae. The record is from the annotation of a GenBank genome assembly.
GCAGUCGACCACCUCGUUGGAAACGUUAUCAUCUAACUGCCGUCGGGCAUGCGUGUUCCGCAACCAGUGAUAUGGAUGAUGGCUACACAGUCACAUCCGACACUCCGACAUCUGCUGGAGGCACAGGCACAGCCCCACAGCCGGUGCAGCUACUCUUGGCUGCUUUAGUGGGAUGUGAGCAGGCCACUGCUCACUUCAUCGCAACCAAGCUCCGCUUGCCGCCCAUAAGACAAAUCAGGUUUGACAUCCACGCUGAGCGCGACGAAUGGGGCAGCCUCGCUCCACCUGUGAAGCAGCCGCCACCAACGCUGAGCCGGCUGCAGAGGAUCACGGGCACUGCUACGGUCUUCACCGAUGCUUCAGAGGCCGACGUCCGCGCUAUCGCUGCUGGUGUCAAGCUGCGAUGUCCAGUGGCAAGCAUGAUCAUUGACUCCGGAUGCGAGCUGGACGUCCAUUGGGUGAAGGCAUCGGAAUGA